AUGAGUGAACAGGAUGAUAUCGAUUUUACGAAAUUGUCGUUAGAUGAAAGACUAAAUAAUAAAUUAUGGAAGGCAAGAUUGCAUGGAUAUCAGGAACUUAUAGAAAUUUUUGAAAGAGGUAAUAAGGAAAGAUGUAACCAGUAUUGGAAAGAUCCCAAUUUGUUCAGUCAGUAUCUUGGCGAUGCUAAUGUGGUAGCACAAGAACAAGCAGUUGUCGCUUUGUCUACUCUGCUAAAUCAAUAUUACGAUAAAACUUUAUCAUUGCCAAUAAACUCUAAUAAUUUUAAGCAAGUUUUGCAAGAUUGGUUACCAAUAUUAAUAGAAAAAUGUUUAUCUUCAACUAGAAAUUUAACUAAAACAAAUUCAUUAAAUUGCAUUCUUAAAUUAUGUUCAUUUGAUAAUAGCAUUUUCAGUUCAAUUGAAAUAAUUUUACCAAUUCUAAACAAAAAGGGUCCUCCAAAAAUUUUAAUCUCCUCUUUAUUGGCAUUAACUGAAAUCAUUAAGAAUUUUACUUUUAUAAAUAUAGACGUAUCAAUGGCAUUGCCUAUAUUAGUUGAAAACUUACCUAAAUUAGCAGCACAUGCUGAUAAAAAUAUAAGAUCAAAUACAAUGGAUUUAAUUGUAGAAAUUUAUGAUAAAUUGGGUAGAAAUCAAGAUAUUAUACAGGAUUUGUUGCUAGAUCAAUUAAAACCUAUCCAGCAACGUGAUCUAAUAACUUUAUUUAAUAAAUUGCCAACUAAUGAUAUUAAUGAUAACUCUGAUGAUAAAAUAAUGUUUCAAUGGGAAAGGAAACAAUCAAUGCAGAAUUUAAAGGAAAAUAAAAAUAGUAAUGAAAAUUUUGAUGUAGAUGAAGAUGGAGAUACGGUGAUGGAAUUUAAUACAAAUAAUUUGAGUAAAACUUCAAAAAAUCAAAUAGAUAUAGAUCCAUUUACGUUAUUAAAAGAAGAGACUAUUUUGGAUCGAUUUCCAGAGGACUUUUACGGUAGGUUAGGCUCAGCAAAAUGGAAAGAUAGAGUUGAAGCAUUACAAGAGUAUUAUGAUAAUGUGCUUAUGAAAACCAAGAGAAUUAGAAACGAUGGCCAGGAUUAUUCUUUACUAAUAUCAACGCUUGCUUCAAUUAUACAGAAAGAUGCAAAUGUUCAAGCUGUUACAAUAGCUGCACAAUCGAUAGAUACUGUUAUUGAGAAAUUGAGAUUACCAGGUUUUAAUAAGAAUUUAGUAAAUCUAUGUUUUAUCCCACUACUUGAAAGAACAAAAGAGAAAAAACAAAGUGUAAUAGAGGCAAUCAGAGGUACUCUUUAUUCCAUAGUAAAGUACCAUAACCCAAUUUCAAAUCAUAAUGAAGAUUUAUUACAAGAGAUUUUAAAAUAUAUGAAACACAAAAUACCACAAAUAAGAAUGGAGAGUACUAUGUUCCUCAACUAUAUUUUAAAGAAUUAUAAUACUGCAGAAACCACUAAGAUACUGUCGAAAUAUUUAGAGGAAGAAAUUGUACCAAAUGCAAUAAAGAUUGCAAAUGAUACACAACCAUCGAUUAGAAAUGAAGGUUUCGAAACAUUGGCUAUUUUAAUCAAAAUCUUUAUCGAUUCAAAUGAUUACGAUAUUUUAAAGGAUCCUCUAGAUAAACUAGAUAAUUUGAAAAGGAAAAAAAUUGAAGAAAUCGUCACAACAUUGCCCGAGUUUGCUCAAAAUACAUCCAAUCCAAAAAAUUUCAAUGAAGAAGAAAAAUUAUCAACUAGCCCUUUGAAUACAGACACUAACAAUGUUUUUAAUGGGAAUAGUGUUUCUGCAAACAAUUCAUUUUUAAACAAAUCGACCAUCCCGUCUAAACGUGUUGCUACAUCACCUUUGAGGAAGUUAAAUACAAAAACAACUCUUCCUACUAAAUCAAGUUUAGGUUCCACCCCAAGGAUAGCAUUACCAACAAAACCAUUAAACGUAAAUAGACAUACCCAGCAAAUGGAAAACUUUAGUGAUCAAAAAAUGAUUAAACUUGAAGUAGAGAUAAAUGAACUAAAAAAAGAUAAGCAAGAGUGGUUGAAAGAACGUCAUAAGGUAAUAGAACAAUUAAAUAACAAUCAGAGAAAACAUAAUCAAUUAUUAAAUGAGAUUGAAAUGUUGAAGAAACAGUUACAAAAUUCUCAAACUACAUUACAUGAAAAAAAUUUACAACUAAGAUCUAAAGAAUUACAACUCAAUAAACUCCAGGAUCGAAUUACUCAAUUGGAAGGACAUAAUAAUAAUUAUCAACCAAAUCAAAAUAUUCCUUCUUCUUCAUCUUCAUCUUUGUCUAAUGGAAGAUUAUUUUCUAAUAGCUUAGAUGCAAGAGUUUUACAUUCUGAAAAACCAUUAGGCACUUAUAACAAAAUUGGACACACCAGAACUGGAAGUGCCUCAAGUGACGAUCUUCCCCAUCGUGUAGAUUUAUUACAGAUUGAUUCAAGUUCCAAUGUGAAUGAUACAUUUGUCAAUGAGGAAAGUUGGAAAAGAGCUGCAGAAGUUACUUCACAAUUGAAAGCUAGAAUUGAAAGAAUGAGGGAAAAAUCAAGAGGAAUAGGUAAUUAA
Vanderwaltozyma polyspora DSM 70294 is the source of this 2565-nucleotide messenger RNA. RefSeq names its product Stu2p (gene STU2). Gene Ontology annotation, cellular component: kinetochore; centrosome; spindle pole. Gene Ontology annotation, biological process: establishment or maintenance of microtubule cytoskeleton polarity; microtubule polymerization; mitotic spindle organization. NCBI's taxonomy places the organism in Eukaryota, Fungi, Ascomycota, Saccharomycetes, Saccharomycetales, Saccharomycetaceae. Bases 1 to 2565 code for a protein of 854 amino acids. The record is from RefSeq and is a predicted model, not a curated record. The transcript has a single exon. Gene Ontology annotation, molecular function: microtubule plus end polymerase activity; microtubule plus-end binding.